UCGUUUAUUUUCUUUAUGUCACAUUGUAGGCCUCCAUCAAGUUUACCAAUGAGCCACCCCAGGGAAUCAAGGCUGGCUUGAAGAGAACAUAUGCUGGAAUCAGUCAGGACUAUCUGGAUGUCUGCUCCAUGCCACAGUGGAAACCUAUACUCUUCGGAGUCUCCUUCCUACAUACUGUUGUACAGGAAAGAAGAAAGUUUGGACCCCUUGGUUGGAACAUUCCCUAUGAAUUCAAUUCGUCCGAUUGGCAGGCUAGCGUGCAGUUUUGCCAAAACCAUCUUGAUGAUAUGGACAUGAAAAAGGGAGUGUCCUGGGUGACAGUUCGCUAUAUGCUUGGAGAGGUACAGUAUGGAGGCAGAGUCACUGAUGACUAUGACAAGAGGCUUCUCAACACAUUUGCCAGGGUGUGGUUUGGAGACUUCAUGUUUGCAGACAGCUUUCAGUUCUACACUGGCUACAAGAUCCCCAAGGUUAAGACGUAUGACAUGUUUAUGCAGCACAUAGAGCUUCUACCACUGGUCGACUCACCGGAGGCUUUUGGACUCCACCCAAAUGCUGACAUCACGUACCAGACCAACAUGGCAGCCAACAUUUUGGACACCACUAUGAGUAUCCAACCCAAAGAAGGAGGAGCUGGAGCUGGUGAGAGCAGGGAAACGGUUGUGUUCCGUAUGGCUGAGGACAUGCUCGAUAAACUUCCGGCAGAUUACAUUCCUCAUGAGGUAAAGGACAGGUUAAGGAAGAUGGGCCAUCUUCAUCCCGUUAACAUCUUCCUGAAGCAGGAGAUUGAUCGUAUGCAGAGAGUGAUCAAUAUUGUCCGCAUAACCCUCAGUGAUCUUAAACUGGCCAUAGAGGGAACCAUCAUCAUGUCAGAGAACCUGCGUGAUGCCCUGGACAACAUGUUUGAUGCCAAGGUUCCAAACCUGUGGCGUAAAAUCUCCUGGCAGUCUUCCACUCUGGGAUUCUGGUACACUGAACUGCUUGAGAGGAAUGAACAGUUUAAUCGCUGGAUAUUCCAGGGGAGGCCUGAUGUAUUCUGGAUGACUGGGCUAUUCAACCCACAAGGUUUCCUAACAGCUAUGCGACAGGAGGUAACUCGAGCUCAUAAAGGCUGGGCGCUGGACUCUGUCACCUUACACAAUGAUGUUCUCAAAGCAAGCAAGGAGGACAUCACAAGUCCACCAGCGGAGGGCGUGUACAUCUUCGGCCUGUACCUUGAUGGAGCCUCCUGGGAUAGGCGUAACUGUCGCCUUGCAGAGUCUCACCCCAAGGUGUUGUUCACGCUGCUCCCUGUGGUUCACAUGUAUGCCAUCAACUCAACAGCGCCCAAAGACCCCAGGCUCUAUCAGUGCCCCAUUUACAAGAAGCCCCAAAGGACCGAUCUCACCUAUAUAUCGUUCAUUGUUCUGAAAACCACACAAAGUCCUGAUCACUGGACACUUCGAGGUGUAGGAGCCUUGUGUGACAUCAAGUAACUUAUUGACAUUUUUUGAAGCAAACUAGGCUUCUAUUUAUUAAUGCAGUUUUGUUUUAAUUUAUUUGUUCUUUCUCAUUUAUAAUGUUAAGAAUUACUGAAAUAAACUACUUAGAUUUA
This is a messenger RNA of Mya arenaria, 1594 nucleotides long. Its product is annotated as dynein axonemal heavy chain 8-like. The transcript is spliced from 8 exons. Lineage: Eukaryota; Metazoa; Mollusca; Bivalvia; Myida; Myidae. Gene Ontology annotation, molecular function: dynein intermediate chain binding; minus-end-directed microtubule motor activity; dynein light intermediate chain binding. The record is from RefSeq and is a predicted model, not a curated record. Gene Ontology annotation, cellular component: dynein complex. The coding region runs from base 129 to 1475 and encodes 448 amino acids. Gene Ontology annotation, biological process: microtubule-based movement.